AUGGUCAGCUCCUGUUGUGGCUCUGUCUGCUCUGAGGAGGGCUGUGGCCAAAGCUGCUGCCAGCCCAGCUGCUGCCAAACCACCUGCUGUCAGACCACCUGCUGCCGCCCCAGCUGCUGUGUGUCCAGCUGCUGCAGGCCUUCUUGCUGCAUUUCUAGCUGCUGUAGGCCUUCCUGCUGUCGCCCAAGCUGCUGUGUGUCCAGCUGCUGCAGGCCCUCUUGCUGCACCUCUAGCUGCUGUCGCCCUAGCUGCUGCCGCCCCACCUGUUGUAUUUCUAGCUGCUGCAGGCCCAGCUGCUGCCGCCCAAGCUGCUGUGUGUCCAGCUGCUACAGACCCCAGUGCUGCCAGUCUGUGUGUUGUCAGCCCACCUGCUGCCGCCCCAGCUGCUGCCGCCCCUGCUGUGGUAGUUCUAGCUGCUGUGGAUCUAGCUGCUGCCGUCCUACCUGUUGCAUUUCCAGCUGCUGCCGGCCCAGCUGCUGUGUGUCCAGCUGCUGCCGCCCUACCUGUUGCCAGACCACCUGCUGCAGGACCACCUGUUGCCGCCCAGCAUGCUCUAGUGGUUCUUGCUGCUGA
Messenger RNA from Mastomys coucha (southern multimammate mouse), 573 nucleotides. RefSeq names its product keratin-associated protein 4-2-like. The record is from RefSeq and is a predicted model, not a curated record. Gene Ontology annotation, cellular component: keratin filament. Lineage: Eukaryota; Metazoa; Chordata; Mammalia; Rodentia; Muridae. The coding region runs from base 1 to 573 and encodes 190 amino acids. The transcript is spliced from 2 exons.